UCGAGUGCUCAGCCGUUUCGACAAUGAUUAAAGAGGAAAUGGGCGCGUCUGUGUUUAUAUGUGGGCUCUCUGAUAAGUGGCCCAGUUCUGCCAGGAAUUUUCCAAAAAACAGAUAGUAGCAUUCCUUGUAAAAAAAAAAUUAAAAAAAAUUAAAGAAGUGAUGGAACGUUGGAGGGGCAGAGUUGCUCUCGUCACCGGAGCCUCGGUUGGAAUCGGGGCGGCCAUUGCUAAAGAGUUGGUCAAAUUCGGUAUGACAGUGGUGGGCUGUGCGAGGGACUUUGAGAAAUUAAAGGCCGUGGCAGCCGAGUGUCGCAGUGAAGGCCACAGUGGCGUUCUGGUGCCGUUCAAGUGCGACCUGACCAGCGAGGAGGAGAUUGCUUCCAUGUUCUCGGCUAUCAAAGCCCAGCAUGAGGGUGUGGAUGUGUGCAUCAACAACGCAGGCACAGUUCAUCCUGAACCCCUGCUGAGUGGCAGAACCACCGGCUGGAAGAACAUGUUGGACGUGAACGUCCUCGCCUUGUCCAUUUGCUCAAAAGAGGCUUAUCAGUCCAUGAAGGACAGAAAUGUUGACGACGGGCAUAUUAUCAACAUAAACGGCAUGUCCGGUCAUCAUAUUCUCAGCAAUCCCGAUUUGCACUUCUACUGCGCCACCAAGUUUGCAGUGACGGCGCUGACGGAGGCUCUGAGGCGUGAGCUGCGUGAGGCCAACUCCCACAUCCGUACCUCGUGCAUUUCCCCUGGCCGUGUCGAGACUGAAUUUGUUCUUCGCCUCUACAGUGGCGACACUGAAAAAACGUCCGGCAAAUACAAGCCGCUGGACACCAAAGAUGUUGCUGAUGCUGUCACUUACGUCCUCAGUGCCCCUCCGCAUGUGCAGGUUGGUGAUGUCCAGAUGAGACCCGUGGAGCAGUCAUUGUAGAAGCAAUUCUAAAACUAAUGUUGCUAACGCUCUCUUAUCAUGCGUUUUUUUCUUGCUAUCUUUUGUAAAGGAUGGUUGCACUCUGAAAGGUACACCUAGUCAUCGUUAAUCAUCUACAAUACAUUUGGUACAGCAUAAAAUUUACAAUUAUACAAAAAAAGAAUAAGCAAUAAAACG
Messenger RNA from Entelurus aequoreus (snake pipefish), 1096 nucleotides. RefSeq names its product dehydrogenase/reductase SDR family member 11-like. The coding region runs from base 161 to 919 and encodes 252 amino acids. Gene Ontology annotation, molecular function: oxidoreductase activity. Lineage: Eukaryota; Metazoa; Chordata; Actinopteri; Syngnathiformes; Syngnathidae. The transcript has 7 exons. The record is from RefSeq and is a predicted model, not a curated record.